Messenger RNA from Bacillus rossius redtenbacheri, 772 nucleotides. RefSeq names its product large ribosomal subunit protein uL13m (gene mRpL13). Gene Ontology annotation, molecular function: structural constituent of ribosome; mRNA binding. The transcript has 4 exons. Gene Ontology annotation, cellular component: mitochondrial large ribosomal subunit; ribosome. The coding region runs from base 189 to 725 and encodes 178 amino acids. NCBI's taxonomy places the organism in Eukaryota, Metazoa, Arthropoda, Insecta, Phasmatodea, Bacillidae. Gene Ontology annotation, biological process: translation; negative regulation of translation. The record is from RefSeq and is a predicted model, not a curated record.
UGUGUGAGAGUAUUGUUUAUAAAUAGUUGUGUUUACUUCGUACAUUUGUGGUUAAUUCUCAUCUUGUGUUUUUCUUAACUCGCCGUGAAGGGGAUGAGAAGCUUACUUGGUGGUGGCGGUUAAAAGAAAGUUUGGAGUUGAAUUUGAGACCAAUAUAAACACAAAUUAAUGCUCUAAUUAUAAAAGAAAUGAGCAGUAUAAAACGAGUCCAGCAUUGGGCAACAUUCGCCAGGGUGUGGCAUAUAUAUGAUGCCACGUGGCAGAAUCCAUUCGACUCAGCCCAGAAGAUACGAAAGGUGCUGAUGGGGAUAAACAAGCCCAUCUAUCACCCUCUGAACGACUGCGGCGACCAUGUGGUGGUGAUCAACAGCCGCGACAUAGCCCUGCCGGGGGACGAGUGGAGGAAGAGGGUGUACUUCCACCACACGGGGUUCCCCGGAGGAGCGACGUGGACGCCGGCGUGGGAGCUGCACGACAAGGACCCCACCAUGAUCGUGUGGAAGGCGGUGUACGCGAGCCUGGUGGGCAACCUGCAGCGCCGCCACACCAUGCAGCGCCUGCACGUCUACGCCGACGACCAGGUGCCCACGGACGUGCUGGGGAACGUGACGAGCGUCAUCAGGCAGACACGGCGCGUGCCGGUCCGCCUCGACAUGUACAGCGACCAGCAGAUACAGACCUUCCCCAAGGUUGUCGACUGGCCCAAAGACUACGUCAUGCCGUGAACGAACAAUGUAUAUAGUGUUUCAGUAAAAGUAUUUGUUACCACGUC